Malus domestica (apple) is the source of this 1470-nucleotide messenger RNA. Lineage: Eukaryota; Viridiplantae; Streptophyta; Magnoliopsida; Rosales; Rosaceae. The record is from RefSeq and is a predicted model, not a curated record.
ACUUUUCUUUUUUCUCUGGGGUGGAAGUGGAGAGUGAAAAAAACAGAGCAAAAAAUGGAGACUCGAUGCAGGUUUUGGCUUCCGAAAAAGAAGAGAUUUUGUGCCAAUGUCCCCCUCAACGAUUCUCUGUAAGCGCUCUCUCUCUCACUCCUCUCUAUCUCUCUCUAGAGAUGGUUUCUGAUUGGUAGGUUUUGCGGGAACCACAUGGAGAGGCCGGAUGGCGAGGGGGUUCCAUGCCCAAUUGACCCUUCUCACUGUGUACUUGGCGAAAAUCUGGAAGCACAUGUUAGGAGGUGCCCUUUACCCAAACAAGUGGAGUCUUUGACCCACCAACCCUUUUACCAAAAGGGUAUCAAUGCUGGCGAAGAAGAUGACCAUGAUGAAAUUGAAUCGUUGGGAGUCGAGGGGACCGGAGAUUUGGCAUUGUCUAAUGGUCCCGUGUUGGGAGCUGUGGAUAACAUUGUUUCGGAGAUGAAGAGGAAUGCUGUUUAUAAUAUGACUGUGCCUGAUUUGGCAUUGACUCUCCCAAACCCUGCAUAAAGCGGGAGCCUUGUGCACUGGACGACCUUUAGUUGAAAAAAUUGAGUCUGUUCAUGAAUCUUUGUGUAAGGAUAUUGGGGAGUCGUAUAAGGUGACGGAAGCUUGUGGGAUGUGGAUUAAACGAGAGGUAGAUAGGUAUGUAUGUACAAGCUGGUAUGUUUGGUUUGUUCUUGACGGGGGUUGUUUGAUUAUGUUAGAUUAAGUUGUUCUUUGCAGAAAAUUGCCAUUUCAAGAGAAACAUGUUAUGCAGCAGGUGUCAAUUCUUGGGAACUCGGAAGAUUUUGGGGGCAUUGAAGAAUUCGGAAGGAGGAGAGAGGGCUGACUUUGCUGAUGUGAAUGGUGUUCCUGCGGUGGUUGAGUUUGGAGCGGGGAGAGGAUGAUUGACACAAAUGCUAGCAGAUUGUUAUGGGAUCAAAAAGGUCUUUUUGGUUGAGAGGAAGGAAAUCGUACAAGUUGAAGUUCAUUUGUACCCAAGGUGGCCGCCAACGACCAUAAUCAAAUAAUGUUUGCACAGAUAGUAGAAUUCACGACACCAUUGAUAUUGAUUUGGUAAUGCUAAUUUUGUUUUCGAAUGAACAGGUACAAAAUGGGCGGGUGACGAUGAGGGGGUAUGAUGGGUAGGCCACUGGCUCUCUGUAGCAUAAGAAAGGAAAGGGAUCAGUGAGAGAGGGAAUUAGUGUUUUAAUUUAAGGAUAUUUUUGAAAUUUCACAAGGACAUAUGGAUAAACUUGUAAGAAAUAUAAAAUGUAGGCUAAAAUUCAUUUUGUGGUGCAAAAAGUGGCUGGUUAUCAAAAUUUCUCAAGGUUAGUUUGGUUGAGAGCAUCCUUUUCCUAAAUACACCACUCACGUGAUCAUAUCAGCUAGUCUCUACCGUAUAUAUAUUUCAAAAGAUAACAUUAAUGGAUUAAAUUAUUAAUUAUUAGAAGAGAG